AUGUUCAGUUUCGGAUCCACAAAUAAUAAUGUGGGCGGUUCCGGCACUGGAAGUACUCUCUUUGGGAGCAAACCUUCUGGAGGCGCAUCGUUUUCCUUUGGCCAAAACAGCACUGGUAAUGCUCAACAAGCUGCACAGCAACCUGUAGGUAGUUCCACAGGAUUUGGAUUCGGUAACAAUCAACCCGGUACGCAAAACACGGGCUUGUUCACAGGGGGCCAACAGAGUAACGUAAAGGCAGGCAGUCCGUUUGGCAACUCAACUACUAGUGGUGCAGCUGCCAACACCGGCACUGGGCUCUUUGGAAAUAAUCCGGGUUCUACAAAUAACAAUGCAUCUUUACUGGGUCAACAAUCAGCUACAGGUGGUGGGCUAUUUGGCAAUAAGAAACCUACGAAUGGCCUUUAUGGAAGUUCUAAUCAGACUUCUCAGACCUCCCAGAACAAUAGCGGGGGUGGGCUAUUCAACAACAGUCAAAACAACCAGACUGCUCCUGGUGGUGGAUUAUUUGGAAAUAACAAUCAGAGAAAUGCAGGUGGUGGUGGAUUGUUUGGCAACACCAAUCAGAGCACUACGGGUGCAUCGGGCGGUGGUGGAUUAUUUGGUAAUGCCAACCAGAGUACUGCGGGAACAUCUGGUGGCGGUGGGUUGUUUGGUAAUGCUAACCAAACAACUGCAAAUACAUCUACCGGUGGUGGCUUAUUUGGAAAUACCAAUCAGAACUCUACUGGCGCAUCUAGUGGCGGAGGGUUAUUUGGUAACACAGGCCAAAAUUCGGGGAGUUUGUUUAAUCAAGCUGGAAAUAAUACUAAUAACUCUCUUUUUGGAAAUAGUAAUACCGGGGUGUCGACAGGAGGUGGCCUUUUUGGGAACCAGUCUGGUUCUUUAGGAAAUCAGCAGACUUCAAGUACAGCAACAACAGGAGGUCUGUUUGGUAGUAAACCACAAAAUACCACAGGGGGUGGCCUCUUUGGCCAAGGUAAUACAGCAAGUGGUUUGUUUAAUCAAACCAAUGGCCAAUCCGAGGCUCAAUCUCAACAAGGAAAAUUUGGUGCAAAUUUUUCCACUUCAACACAACCAUUAUUCGCCUGGUCAAACUCACAACCAAACCAGUCUGUCUCACAACAACAGCAGCAGCAGCAGCUACAACAACAACAAUUACAGCAGCAACAAAAUCAAUUAUUUCAGCAACCCCAACAGCUGCAUUUACAGCAACAAACGAACUACCCUCUACAAAUACAGGAGCAAGUGAUAAAAUGCAAAGAAUCUUGGGAUCCAACUUCAAGCAAUACGAAACUAAGAGGUUUUGUUUACAAUAAAAUAAAUGAGAACGAAGCCAUGCUAUAUCAUAAACCCCCAUAUGUGAGUCAAGAGGAAUGGGACAAUGUUUCAGACAAAAAACCUUCAGCGUCAUUCACUCCAGCGGAAAUACUCGGGUUUGAAGGAUUAAAUCAACGUACACAAUUGCAACGAGAAAAUGUGGCUCAAGCUAGAUUAAUAUUGAAUCAAAUAUUGGAAAAAUUCACUCAGUUACAGCAAAAGCAUGAAUUAGAUACUGCUGCAAGAAUACUGAAGGCACGAUCGAGAAAUAUUCAAAUAGAAAAGAGAAUUCUACGUGUGGGCACACAAUUGGCUAUUUUAAAAAGCAGAGGGCUGCCAUUAAGUGUCUCAGAAGAAAAAAUGUGGUCUCAAUUCCAAUCACUGUUACAGCGUGGUAACGAUCCUGCUGGAUUGGGUAAGACAAAUGAGUUAUGGGCUCGUCUAGCAGUACUCAAAGAACGCGCUAAGAAUAUAUCCGAUCAAUUAAACAGUACUUUGGUUGUUGUAAGUGAAAAUGGUGGGGCACUCUCCAAUUCGAUUCAAAACGAAGAGGAAAAUAACACGAAAAGGGCAGAUGAAGAGGUCGAAAAGAGGAUUGAUAAAGUCGUCGAAACGUUGAGCAGUCAGCAGCGCGGUAUAUCCUAUUUGAGCAGCGUUCUUGAAAAAGAUCACAAAACCGUGGAUAGAAUAUUAAAUAAUAGGUCAUCUAGAUAA
Messenger RNA from Zygotorulaspora mrakii, 2034 nucleotides. It is a transcript of the gene NUP57, whose product is annotated as FG-nucleoporin NUP57. The transcript has a single exon. Gene Ontology annotation, biological process: nuclear pore organization; protein localization to nuclear inner membrane; NLS-bearing protein import into nucleus. Lineage: Eukaryota; Fungi; Ascomycota; Saccharomycetes; Saccharomycetales; Saccharomycetaceae. The record is from RefSeq and is a predicted model, not a curated record. Bases 1 to 2034 code for a protein of 677 amino acids. Gene Ontology annotation, cellular component: nuclear pore central transport channel; nuclear pore. Gene Ontology annotation, molecular function: structural constituent of nuclear pore.